Molecule: messenger RNA, 1869 nt
Organism: Diprion similis
Lineage: Eukaryota; Metazoa; Arthropoda; Insecta; Hymenoptera; Diprionidae
Exons: 10
Coding region: 58-1755 (565 amino acids)
Source: RefSeq, a predicted model, not a curated record
CGUUACCAGUACUGGAACAAAUAUAAUGUUCGGUCGGUGUUUCAACUUGCAGGGAACAUGAGUGAGAGAAAUUUGACUGCUGUCAUCUGGAUUUUUUGGAUAAUUCUUCGCGAGUGCGCUGAUGUAGGAUGUACCAACGAAACUAGACAAAAUAAUACUUGGCGAGAGUGGGACUUCAGUCCAUCAAACCGUAAAUGUGUGUAUCUUAAACUUGACAAUCGUUCCAGUUCGGCAAAUCUGAACCAAAUUAAUCAGUGUGACUAUGAACCCAAGUCAUCUGAGCCACCUAGUUGGCUUCAGCACCAGCGGUCCACACUAUCUCCAAAUUUUCCUGGAAUUGAUUGGAAUGUAUCGAUGCCACGAGAAAAUUUCCAACUUAUUUUACUAGCGAUACCACAUGUGAAGAAUAAGAAGGAAUGUGCUUGUGAUCCUAGGGAAAAUGUUAAUCUGCUCCAAAAUAUUCCUAAUGCAAAGGACUCAUCAAUGUCUAUAAAAAAAGAUGUACCUGCUAGUAGUACGUUUAUUGACAUAUUUACUGGCUGUUAUUACUUCGUGAUGAGAAAUGAAAAAAAAAAAAGUUGGUUGUGGGGUCCAUAUUUUUACAAUACCACGCAUCCUGUUCAUGAUCCAACCUUGAAAUGCCAUUAUGAAGAUGUUUCAAACGUGGCCAUUGAAACGAGUCGAAUAUUACCCUUUACCAUAACCGUACCAACAACCUGUAUGGAAUUGAAUCUUAUGCUGUGGGAAAUUGACAAAGAAAAGUCAACAAAAGAGGGUGAUUUUGAUAUGUCCACAUCACGGCCAUCGCAGAUCUGCCAUGUGAACAUGGUGGCUAACUUGACUUUUCGAUGCCAGUACAAUGACACAGACCUUACCCUUUCGUGGCCAAUGGAACAUAAGUAUUCAACAGAUGGUGCCUGGAGCGUUAAGGUCGUAUGGAAAGGACUGAAAGAAGGUGACGUUUGUUACUCACCAGAAUUUUCACAAACAAACAUGCCGAAUGUGCUGAACUGUAGUGAAUUCCAGUUAGACUUUAGACAAUGGAAAAAUUAUGCCACAUUCGGGAAGAUCAAGCUAUCUUGUUAUAAUAAGGCUAAAAUACCUGAAGCUGGUUGGAAUCUUCAUGAGCUUGCAUUAACUUCAGUUGCUGUUCUCUUGGUAUCAAUAUUGCUCUUUUGGAUGUUCAAAUUUUUCAGAAUCCGACGUAGAGGACGCAAUGUGGAAAAUGAUGUAACCUUCAACACAAUAAAUCCACUAUUGUACAAAGAAAAGCCCAACAGAAUUUUAAUAAUUUACACAAAGGGUCCGUCUUCGUUCAUAGAAGAAAUGAGAUCUUUCAGAGAUAAGUUGGAGGAAAGGUGCGAUUGUCCGGUUUACGACUUGCAGUCAGACGAAGACAGUGAUUUAAAUGUUGAACUUGGUUCCAAUGAAUGGAUUGACCGUUUACUAAAACAUGGCUGUAAGGUCAUUUGGGUUGACACCCCACAAUUCCGUUUGCUCGUGGAAAAUGAUGAGUCGCGUAUAAAGUUAUACGAGGACUAUGCAGUUGAUUUUCGUGAUACUGCAAUACCAUUUGCUCUUGCUACAGCCAAAACUUUAUAUCAGGACCCAAUCACACAAUAUCGAGACCACUUUAUUGUCCGAUGGAAUGGUUUCGAAGUGACUGACGGACCUGAUGACCCACUUGCCGUGAUCUCACCGCAUACUCGUUUUCGGUUACCCGAACAUUUUGAUGAAUUGUGUUCACACCUGUGAGUUGAUGCUGAUUUCGAUUUUAUUUCGUAAAAUGCAAAUAUACGAUAUUUACGAACACGUUUUUUUGCGUCAUAUGGUGGUCAUUGAUCAGGGAAAACUGGAGAGUAUAAGAAU